AAUAACRAAAUUACUUUGAAUUUGGUAGAAAAGUGAAGAAUUUGAUUGGUUGAUGAUUUGACGGCCGCGUAGGAUGACAGCUGUGUUCACGUGACAGGUCAAUGUCGAUGUAUUUAAAGCCAACGCUUGCGCCGUCGAGCCAUUCAGUAGUACACGUGAAAUGACGGUUAAUAAAGUAUYAGUCGGUAACGAGCAAAUGGCUGAAGAAAUUGCAACCAAACUAGAAGAUUCAGCCACUGACAGGGUUACCGAUGGCGUUGCUGGUACACCGAAAGAGGCCGCACUUAGAGCUUUAAUGGAACGAACCAAAUACCCAAUAAGACAGUGUAAUGGUCAACGACGAUACGGACCACCUCCUGGCUGGGGAGAUAGACCCUCACCUCCACGAGGAUGUGAGGUCUUUGUAGGGAAAGUUCCUCGCGAUCUUUAUGAAGAUGAAAUUGUACCAGUCUUUGAGAAACUGGGUAAGAUUUAUGAAGUAAGAUUAAUGAUGGAUUUUAACGGCCAAAACCGUGGCUAUGCAUUCGUUGUUUACACAAACAAGGAGGACGCGAAGAGAUGUGUAAAGACUUUGAACAAUUAUGAAAUACGUAAAGGCAAGUGCAUCGGGGUUUGUUCUUCUGUCGAUAACUGUAGAUUAUUCGUCGGUGGAAUCCCCAAGAAAGUUAAAAAGGAUGAGAUCUUCGCAGAGGUUUCUAAAGUCACCGAAUGUGUUGUGGAUGUUAUUGUGUAUCCCUCGGCGCAAGACAAGACGAAGAAUAGAGGGUUCGCCUUUGUGGAGUAUACUAGUCACAGGGACGCAGCUAUGGCCAGAAGAAAACUUAUGAGCGGUAAAAUACAACUUUGGGGACACCAGAUCGCUGUGGAUUGGGCCGAACCUGAACAAGAAGUCGACCAAGAUAUUAUGGAUCAGGUGAAAGUUCUAUAUGCAAGGAAUCUUUUAUUAAGCACGACCGAGGAAACAAUAGAAGAAUGCUUCAGUAAAUUUGGCGAAGUGGAACGAGUAAAAAAGAUCAAAGACUACUGUUUUAUACAUUUUAGAACAAGAGAACAAGCAAGAGAAGCCAUGGAAGAGAUGAACGGAAGUAAGAUUGAUGGUAAUGAAAUAGAAGUGACCCUGGCCAAACCUGUGGAUAAAGACCAUCGCCAGGCAAAAUUAGCUGCCAAAGCAGUGAUGUCAGCAUAUAACUUCAUGCCAUAUGAUUAUCCACCAGCAUUCGUGUUCCCUUAUAACAGUCCAUACAUGACAAUGCCUCCUCCUCCUCCUAUGACAAAUGGUGUUGGUAGAGCUGCUGCUUCUGCUGUUGGUGGUACAGGUCGCUCAAGGGGGCGUGGCCGUACUGCUGCUGGCAGCCGGUCGGCAGGAAACAAAUACUACUUCCCAGGAAGCCCUUUAAUGUUUAAAGGUUACUAUGGCAACCCUCCGGGUAGACCUGGUUACUAUGGUGAUGGAGCAAGAAAGGGACAAGGACAAGAGGAACCCAUGUAUGACCUGUUGCCAGGAAUGGAGCUCACACCAACAAACCCUUUGACUCUCAAACCCAAUGCUCUGAAAUCACCAGCACAGAUUCUAGAAGAUGUUUGCCAAAAGAACCAAUGGGGAGCACCAGUUUACACACUGCACAGUACAGUAGGACAACAAGAUUUGCAGCUCUUCAUGUACAAGAUAUCCAUUCCAAACCUUAAUUCAACGUAUCAACCACCAAAGCUUUGCCGUAGCGUUGACGAUGCCAAGAACUAUGCAGCAGAUUAUGCACUGCAACAAUUGGGAGUGCCGUUAGAUGCCCAGGACAUACCAGUUACUACUGUAACCCAGGUGGCUUCUACGGUAGCAUACCAAGCCCGCCCUAUGGCGCCAGGCCCGGUCUACAGUAUCCACAAUAAUAUUCGUACAAUGAAUGCCAAUGACACUAAUUCCUAUACAUCAGGGUUCGUACCAAUGAGCCAAGCACCAAGUAGUCCGGGGGGAGCAGUGGUGGCAAAAAUGUGGCCAGGGGGGGUACCCCCGACUCAAGAUGGUGUUUAUGGUAACUACGAUGGAUACGCAGAACAGGGGGGUUACCCUCAAAAUAUAUAUCAAUAUUAACAAUUAUUAGAUGUUAUUAGAAUUAUACAUAUAUCCGUUGGUGGAUGUUUUUAUUUGUAGAUUUCAGUCGCGUAAAUUGUCUUAGUUCUUAGUCUAUUUCAUUUUUAAAUAGCUUACGCUAAUACUACGUUCGUGUUCUUAACCUGUUUUAUUUUUCGAAUUCAAAUGGCUUUGAGCCAGGACAAAAAUCUGCCUUCUGAAAUUCAUGCGAGUCUUGUAAGUAAAUACCUUUCAAAGUUAUUCAAGUAUGUGCUAAAACAUGACACAGUAGUCUAAGUAGAUGUGUGUAUGAAAGGAGUCACAUUUGUCACGAUAAUCACUUGUAUUACGUGAUGGUUGACGUUAAGCGUGAACGUGAGGUUAUUACAUGUGCAAGAGGAUGGUAGCUAUUGCACAUAUAAGAAAAUGUUGACACCUUCGAGAUGUUUUUCAGCAAAUACUGUAGAUAUUACAUUCGUUCAUUUUUUCAAAAUGCCCUCAGAAUCAAUUCCUUGAGUCGACCAUGUGUUAGAUGGACUAAAUUGUGAUUGGGAUGUGUGCGUAAUUGAACUCAUGCGAAAGAGAGAAUAAGGCAGUUUUUCGAGGAGAGCAAUGGUAUUUGUUAUUUAUAAGACCGAAUUGGAACUUCUACAUUCAUGCGUUUGUUAAUAACGUCACAAGAAAUAUAUUUUAUUCUACAGUUGUCAAGUCAACAAUUUUACGUUUUAUGUCAAGGUAAAAUACAAAAAAAUAGUUUGUACAAUGUACUGUUAUUAGAUCAUUGGAUAUUUAUAGAAGUGCUUAUCUGCCACGCAAAGAAAGAAUAAGAAUUUGAAUUCCCAAGAGAAUGUGUCAAUAUGGUUACUAUGGUUAUUAGUGAAGAUAUUUCCAGGCUUCUGUUUGCGUCCAAUGGCAUCAUGGCGAUGUGGCUUAUUUUCACUUGCUCUCUUACAACUGGACAUCAUUUGUAAAUACAAUUUGAAUCAGAAAAACAACUUGGCUGCUAUGCUAAGCUACUAUGGCAGUUGUACAUGAAAUAGAGUGUGGUUGUCAUGGAGACAAGUCUUUCACAUCAAUACAAACAAAUUCUAAAAUUUAGUUUCAAAAAACGUUCAAUAACUUGAAUUACUAAAUUUUCAAUGUUCAAAACAAAGAAAAAAAGUUUUACUGAAAGCAACAAAACACUUCAAGAAUGAAUCGGUGCCAAAACAUCUUCUGAUUAACUUGAAUUAAAGUGGAAUGACCACGUGACCAGGGCUGUGUGACUGGUAAUCAGUGGCCACGUAAAAAGCGUCCUGUUUCCUAUAGGAUAAUUCACAUACGUUAUCGCCGCCACGUUGAUUCAAUCCAUUUCAUUUGAGCUUGCAAAUAAGAGCAUAGAAAUGAUUAUUCGUUUCCUUACCCAGAAAACGUGGCGGUGAUGACGUCAUGUGAUAAAAUAGAAUGUUAGUGACUAUUAUGGUCUAGUGUAGUGCAUGAAUUAUUGUAGUUUAUUGAUUGUUAUUAGUAAUUAUCGUUUAUGUUCCUAAAAAUAUAGAGAAUAAGGUUUUUUAAAGAUAGCUAAACUACCUUGUUCCAACGAAAAGUAGGUAUAGCUCAAAACAAUCUAUGUUAAGCAUUGAUUAGAAAAGUAAUCUUAUCUUAUCUAUCAUUAUUGUCCACGGUACGAAUAAUACAAUAAACAAAUAUUUUGGUACCGA
Actinia tenebrosa (Australian red waratah sea anemone) is the source of this 3765-nucleotide messenger RNA. Its product is annotated as APOBEC1 complementation factor. NCBI's taxonomy places the organism in Eukaryota, Metazoa, Cnidaria, Anthozoa, Actiniaria, Actiniidae. The record is from RefSeq and is a predicted model, not a curated record. Gene Ontology annotation, molecular function: RNA binding.